AUGGGGUUAUGGCUGUUGAUUACUGUGUCAUUGAUAGUGAACAUAAACGCCGAUAACGAUUGUAAACUGACUUAUGUAAGCAACAAAUUGUAAGUGGUUUUACUGGGGUAUAAAGGCAGUUUUAGCUUAUAUAAACAUAAAAUUGUAAUUGGUUUUACUGCAGUGUAAAGAAAUUUAUUUUACUGUGCUGUAAAGAAAGUUUUUCUAUUUUUGGGUGAUUUUAUUUGCUCAAAAGGUUCAUACCUUCUGGAUUUCGAAGUUAUUUUCAAAAUAAUUUAAUGCCACUUUUUCAGACGUGUCAGCAACGCAAAAUGUCGCGAGUUCAACAUUCAUACAACCAUGGAUCGAACCAAUAAUUUUGGUUUUUUUGUCAGUGGAAUAUUGCGACCAAAGCAUGAUACCAAGUAUGUUUUCUGAGGGGUAAAUACGGGAUGUGCUGACAGUAUGUUAAAGUGGAAAGGGGCAGGCUUUAAAUGGUAGCCAAGACUUGGAAAGUAAGCCUGGGUCUUAAAAUGGAAAAUUUAGUUUUUUGGUUUAGUUACUGUUAAUGUUUUGUGGUUUUUUUAUGGGUACAACUGGUUGCAACUAUCAAUAAAUGAUUUUAAAAAGUCAAUUCAAAACUAUUUUUUUUUCAUUUGUAAGUUCUAAAGCGUAAUACUGUACUCUUUCUAUGUAAGCAACCCGAAGGGACCGACAUUUUAUGUUUCUUGUAGGGGGUGUUGUCUUUACAGAGUAAUUUUUAGUGCAAGUUGAUUUGGCGGGGCCAGUGUUUUGUCCGGACGGGUCCAUAGCGUUUUUCAUCGGUCCGGUCCAGCGAUUUUUGGGUCCGGUCCAAACUUCAAGUUUUUGGUCCGGUUUGGCAACACACUGGGCGGGCUAAAUUUCUUGUUUACUUUAAGGAGAGUAGCUUAUAUAGAGAGUUCACUAUAUAUAUAUAGAGACCAUUCUACAUGUCCUUAAACGGGACAGGCUGGGCCAAAGAUUUUUUUAACUAGGCCGACCUGAGAAACAAAAUCUAAAAGAGCCUGGAUUAGACGCGUGGAGCUUGGGCCUAGGCCGGACUUAUCCUACUCUACCUUACUCUAUUUACUCGACGCCACUAUAGUCUACCUUAUCCUACACAACCCUACUUUAAAAAGAGAGAGAAAGAGACGAGAGAGGGAAAAAGAAGGAGAGAUAGAUAACAUAACUUGUUCAGUUUUGAAAUUUAAAAAUAUGGUCAAAAGUAUUAUACAUAUUAAAAAUGACAUUCCUGUCCUUUUUCAGUGUGACAUUUUCAUUUGGAAACCAGAACUGUACGGCUUUACAUAUUAGACAUGCCUCAAAUGACCAUGGAUCUUCUAUUUGGGUGUCUGGUGGUGGUGAGUUUAUUUUAAACCUUGAAAACAAAUCAUAUAGUAGGUGGUAUUAGCUUAAUAUGCUGUUUUCUUACAAAAAAAUCUACUGUAACAUACAAAAAUUGAUGUUAUAGUAGACCUUAUAAGCUUAAUAUACCCUUAAUUAGUCCAAUACCAGCCUAAUAUAACUUAAAUUCUAGAAAACAAUGUCACCACAACGACGGAAGUUAAAGUAGAAAAGGUGGAGGUCAGAUUUAUUACCGAAUCUUUGGUCGAAGUCACUGCUCCAGGCCAAGGAAGCCCGUUGAGGUAUAAUGUACCAUGUGGACUACACGAGACGAUUGAAGGGCUUUCGAGAACGGUAGCUGUCCAGGUCGUAUACGGUGGAGAAGAUAAGACGAAUCCAGUCAUCGUCGAGUUUGUAAGUGGAUUUUAUACUGUAGAUUGCGGCAAAGUACUAUAGGUUAUAGUAGGUAUGCGUAGGGUACAGUAGCUUGGGGUCGGGCAUGGAAGGGCUUUGAAAGAUGCGGUAGAGUACUUAAGGGCACGGUAGGUUAGUGUGAGUUACGGUAGAUUACUGUAGUUUAGUUUAAAGUACUUUAUGUUCUGGUAGAGUACUGUUUGUUAAGGUAAAGGGUACAGUAGUUUGGGGUAAUGUAUGGUAGAAUACCGUAAGUUACGGUCGGUUACUAGGAGUCUUGUUAGAUUACUGUAGAUUACGCUAGGUAAGCGUAGGGUACAGUAGCUCGGGUUAUGGUGUGGUAGGGCACUAAAGGUUACGAUAGGGUACUGUAGAUUAAAAUAUGUUUUAUGUUUUUGUAAGGUACCGUAGGUUACGGUAGAGUAUUGUAUGUUACAGUAGGUUUUGGUAGGAUACAGUAGCUAGGGGUGUGGUAUGGUAAGAAAUUAAAGGUUACCGUAGAGCACUGUGGGUUAUUCUAGAGUACUGUAAAUUAAGUUAGAGUACUGUAAGUUAUGGUAGGGUAGUGAAGAGAUUUUUUGUAGUUUGCCGGUAUCUCAAGCAUUUCGGUGAUCAACGCUGAAGACCAUUCGAAACACAAAGCAGGCCAUCACAUCAGAAAAGCGAAAUAUUACGCAUCAGAGAACACCGAUUCUUGGCAGUAUCCCCUCAUCUAUCUUGCUGCUCUAUUGUAAGUUUAAUUCUUUACGUACUAUUGUGCACUAUAUCUGGGGCUUGAUUUGUGCUUUUGAUCUAUAAAAGUUUUUACGUACCAUAUAGCAUCAGAUAAUUUUGACGUACUAUGCAUGGACUGUGCUGUUUUUUUUAAGCAUUUAGUACUAAAAGGCAAUACCGUGCAACAUAGUACGAAAUAAACUGCAUGUACUAUAGAUUAUUUUACGUUCUAUAUAGUAGUAUUGGCCUUUCUUGGUACUAUGUAGUACUGAAGAGAGAUUUUGCGUAUUUUAUAGUAUUACACAGUUUUUUCAUACUAUACAGUACUGUCGACUUUUAUUAGUACUAUAUAGUACCAAACUAUUGUUUUUGUACUAUAUAGUACUAGCGGUUUUUCUAUUAUAAAUACGAUAUAGUACCACUCAAAUUGCUUCGUGUUAUAUAGUAAUAUUGACUUUCCUUCGUACUAUAUAGUACUGAUGAGAGAUUAUGAUUACUGUACAGUGUUGCAUAUUACCUUGAUACUAUGGUUACAAAAAAAAGGUUUAUAAAAUAAUGAUGGACAUUUUUCAGCUGUCUCAUGAUCUGUUUGGGCUGUACGAUCGGAUUGUACUAUAGGAAACGAAUGUGGACGGUAAGUUUUAGGCUUUGAAAUAUAAAAAGCUAUGUUCAGAGUCAUUAUUAUAUACCAAAAAGACAUUUUAAAAAUUUCCAGACCGAAAGAAUGAAGCAAGCGGAAGAAGAGGCCAAAAACAAUCAAAACCCACAACAACAACAACCAAAGUCGACCAAGGAAUCGACCAAAAAGCCGCCGGAAAAGGAAAAGUCGGAAGAAUCCUCGAAGAAGUCACGGUCAAAGGAAGAAAUCAGCGGCAGUAAAUCCAGGAAAGGAUCGAGAGAAAGUGUCAAUUCGAAAAGUACCCAAUCUUCGGAGUCCACGGCCAAUGAACCGAAGAGUGGCGACUCCAAAGCUCGAAGAUAA
Messenger RNA from Bursaphelenchus okinawaensis, 3454 nucleotides. Lineage: Eukaryota; Metazoa; Nematoda; Chromadorea; Rhabditida; Aphelenchoididae. The record is from the annotation of a GenBank genome assembly.